GCUGCUGGUGUGUGCUGGGCUGGGCUCAACGUGAAGAUGCAGCCAUGGGGGAUCCAGGCGGCUCCACUCCUUUGUGCAGCAUGAACCAUGAGCCAAAGUCACCAUCGUUAGGAAUGAUCUCCACGGCGACCCGUACCACGGCGACGGUCAGCCCCCUCACCCCAUCGCCUCUAAACGGCUCCAUCAUAGCCAAUGGAAGCCCGGCUAACCAGUCAGCUCACUCCGGAUUUGCUGCAGCCCUCCGUAAACUGGCAAAACAGGCUGAAGAACCUCGAGCUGCGUCCUCCAUCAGCAGUGAAUCAUCCCCAGUGUCCUCCCCAGCCACCAACCACAGCUCUCCAGUCAGUACACCCAAGAGAGGACCCCUUGGUCCAGGGCCUGUCUUGGUUCCCUCAGCAGGUCACAGCGUGCCAAACACUCCACCUGUAGUCACCAUUGCUCCAACCAAGACUAGCAACGGCCUUUGGAGGAACGACGGACGCCAGGCUGACUCAGGGCCUCGUGGGGCCAGCAGGGAACGUCUGGGUGCAGAGGGGACCCUCCCCCAGGAAAAGGGGGGCCCCUCAGUCCCUGCCCACCUCCUGGGAAACCCCUAUGCCUUUGGUCUCACUCCCGGUGCUGUCAUGCAGGAUUCACGCUUCCAGCCACUUAAUCUGCCUAGACAGUUGCCUAAUGCAGUACCGCCUGGUCAUGUACCAGAAGAGUACCUCCGCGGUUUUCGGCCCUAUGCCACAACAGAGGAUGCCCUCCGCAUGCCCUCUUUGCCCUUGAGCCUGGACCAUGCCACUGCAGCUGCUUACUACCACCCCAGCUACCUGCCCCAUCCCUCCUUCACGCCAUACAGGAUGGAUGACCCGUUCUGCCUCUCUGCUUUGAGGUCACCUUUCUAUUCGCUACCAGCAGGGGGAGCUUUACCCCCCAUGCAUCCCUCUGCUGUUCACAUGCACCUACCAGGGGUCCGCUACCCAGGAGACUUCACACACCCUUCACUGUCAGCACUGCAGUCUGAGAGGCUUCAGCUGGAGGAUGAGCUGCGGCAGCGAGAGAGGGAGCGGGAACGAGAACGUGAGCGCGAAAAGGAGAGGGAGCGUGAGGCGGAAAGAGAGAAAGAACGGGAGAGAGAACGAGAGAGGGAAAGAGAGCGAGAGAAAGAGCUGGAGAGGGAGAGAGAGCGUGAGCGAGAAAGGGAGCGUGAGAGAGAACGGGAGAAGGAGAGAGAAAGAGAGAAGGAACUGGAGAGGCAGAAGGAGAGAGCUCUGAGGGAGAAAGAGCUGCAGGCGUCCAAGGCCAUGGAGAGCCACUAUCUGGCUGAGCUCCAUGCCAUGAGGGGGCAGGAGGACCGAACCAAGCCUGAGAGACUGACCCCUAAUCGGGCUGAUAAAACCAAAGAGCCCGCCCUUCCAGCUCCCAAACCAGUCCCGCCAGGACUCCACCCCUCAGUGGUACAACCACAUCAUCCUGUCCCUGGUCUAAUCUCAGGCCACAGCCUCUACAUGGGGCCCGGUGCUGUGGGGGGGCUCUCGUCCGCAAUGAUCACUCAGAGGAACAAUGAGGAAGAGAGGUGGUUGGCGCGGCAACGCAAGCUGCGUCAGGAGAAAGAGGACCGUCAGUACCAGGUGUCUGAAUUCCGCCAGCAGGUUCUGGAGCAGCACCUGGAUUUGGGACGGACAGCUGACACACCAGAUCACAGGACAGACUCACACAGAACAAAUCAUCAUGAACCAGGAAGCCGGGACCUCCACCCUCACUUAGGUGCCCCUCCACCCCUCAUCUCCCCCAAACCUCCUCAGCCACAACGUGAACACCACCCUCCACCUCCCACCACCCUGUGGAACCCUGCAUCUCUUAUAGAAACAGCCUCAGAGUCCAGACGUAACCACGAACCCUCAGGGAUGGGACACUAUGAGCUCAGUCGGCUGCCCCCGGGGCUCUCCAAAUAUGAGGAUGGGGCCAGGAGAAGAGAGGGGGGAGUGAUGGAGAAGUAUCCCCCACUGAAAGGUCCUCAGGGCCUGCCAGAGCCAAACACAUUCCUCGCUGAUCUGGAGAAAUCCACCCAGUCCUUCUUCAGCCAGCAGAGGGCAUCACUGUCCCUGUCCAGCCAGUAUGAACUGGAGGGGGCUGGGAAAAGCAGUGCUGGAUUGAAGAGCCUCCAGGGACACCAGGGGCACAGUAGACAAGGACAAGCACUAGGGAUGGUGACUGGGACAGGGAUGGGGCAGGUAGCCACACUGGGGAUGGCUCCAGAGACAAUGUUGAUCUAUGAUGAGUUCCUUCAGCAGCACCGAAGGCCUGUCAGUAAGCUGGACCUGGAAGAAAAGAGGAGAAGGGAGGCCAGAGAUAAAGGUUACUACUAUGAGCUGGAUGACUCAUAUGAUGAAAGUGAUGAGGAGGAGGUGAGAGCUCACCUCAGGCGAGUGGCAGAGCAGCCCCCACUCAAACUGGAUGACUCCACAGAGAAAUUGGACUUCCUGGGAAUGGUUGGCCUGACCACAGUGGGCCGGCGGGAUGAUCUGGUGCAGCAGAAGAGAAGGAAGAGGAGAAGGAUGCUCAGGGAGCGCAGUCCCUCGCCACCUGCCCUGCAAUCAAAACGCACUCCCCCUCCUCCUCAACUCAGUACGCGCUUCACUCCUGAGGAGAUGGACCGAGCGCCAGAGCUGGAGGACAAGAAGCGGUUCCUCACCAUGUUCAGACUGUCCCAUGUCACUAUUCAGCAGAGGAGAGAUAAUGAAAGGGUGGUGGAGCUGCUUCAGGCCAUUAAAGAAAAGAGCGUAACCUUGGAUACCAUCAGACAUGCCCCUCAUCCGCUAUGUAAGAGCCCUCCAGCGCAGAUCUCUGAUUCUGCAUUCGCCCAGCCUCCCUCUGAAUCAGAAGACCACCACAGCGUCAGACCACAUAGCCCCUCUUCACAUUGCCCAGUGUCCCCGAAUGGCCAUCCAAAAACCCUCGGGGACACAUUAAGACCAAAGGAACCCCCUUCUCCAGCUGUCUACCCAGACAAGGCCCGGGGGCCCAGUGAGGGACCGAUCUCUAAGAGGAGCUCUAGCCUGCUGAACAGCUUGCGGCCCCCGCUCCCCCUGCAGGCUAAAGAGGGCCUUCACAGCGUCAAUGGACGCCCCAAACCCUGGGACAGCUUCACCCCGGAGGAAUUCGCUCAGCAGUUCCAUGAAUCUGUGCUUCAGUCCACUCAGAAGGCUCUGCAGAAACACAAAGGCGGAGCCACAGGGAUGUCUGAAUCCUCUCACCUUCAGGAGUCCUCCGUUCACUACAACAUUCCAGAGCUUCAGAGCGCGCCUGGCCGGCCACCUCAGCCACAUUCACAGUCCCACUCUAAUACACAUUCAUUUGCCCAUCCACUCACACAAACUCACCCUCAGCCCAAUGGGCAGCACUUCUCCGUACCCCUUCACCGGGAGGCCUCAGGGACGAGGGAGGACCUGUCUGGUCCAGAGGAUGAGGAGGAAGAAGAGGAUGAGGAGGAAGAGGAGGCCCCAACUUCCAAGUGGCAGGGGAUUGAAUCUAUAUUUGAAGCUUAUCAGGAAUAUGUUGAAGAGCAAAGUUUGGAACGACAAGUAUUGCAGAGUCAGUGUCGAAGACUAGAAGCUCAAAACUACAACCUCAGUCUGACUGCUGAGCAGCUGUCUCAUACCAUGGGGGAGCUGAUGUCACAGAGACAGAAGCUAGCAGUGGAAAGGGAGAAGCUGCAAGCAGAGCUGGAGCACUUCAGGAAGUGUUUGACACUGCCGCAAACACACUGGUCAAGGGGUGGCCAUUACAAGGGCUACCCUCCCAGGUGACCCCAACAUGCCCACCUGAUGUCCCCCAGGCCUCCAGCCACCUCUCCUUUCAGACUGACACCCAGAGUUUAUUUUUCACGGCCUGGUCCACAUGGCCCCAUGGAGGAGAAUAUGGCUGGCUAGAUAAGAUGAAUGAAUGGAUGAAUGAAUGAAUUGAAUGAAUGCAUAUAUGGAUGAUAGAUGAAUGCACAGCAGACAGGACCAUACAGUGAAGGACAGGCAGUCUUUGGAUUGUGGCCAGCCAGGGACUGCGCCACAAGCCACUAAUGUGUGCCAAUGUAGCCAACCACGAGAUCAGCAAGAGUACGGGGCAGGAGCACCUGAAGAUCAACACAUACACACAAAUACACACACGCGCACCUGCUUUGCACACAUUCUCCAGUCCCUGCUGCUCUAUUGUUCAGUCUCUGCAUCCCUCACCGCCACAGCCACACAGACAAUCCUGCCAAUGAGGGAGCAGCUACCCCAGGAGGGGUGUCGUCAAGAGACUUGAACGCUCCAAAUCUCCAAACGAAUGCUUCUGGCCAGUCGGGACUGAUUUUAUUACAGUGGCCACAAGAGCUUUUGAACUGGAAAUGCACUUAAGAAUAAAAGCUGAAGAACUACCUGGUGGUACUGUGUUACAACAAAGAACUGUUCAAAUUAGAGAAGAACUUACAAAAUGCACACUUUUGGAAAGAAUUAAGGAAAUGUUUUAUUUCAAAAUAGAAAAUUUGAGAAUAAGAAUUUUAAAAGGUGCUUCAGCCUUGUAUUGUACAUAAUAUGAAGACUUAAAAGAAUUUUGUAUGUUUUUAAUUACUUUAAUCAUUGUUCUUUUAAAAGAAAAAGCCUGCCAUUUUUAUAUGUUUAUGCUUUUGGGUUGGAAAAGAAAGCCUUGCUUUUAGUGUUUGUACUGCUGCUGGCCAGAACAGCUCACUUUGAGACAUUUAACAGAGUGAGAGAAAACAGGACACACUCCUUGUCUUACUCUUUCCUGGCACUGCGCAGCUGAGACCCAGCCACAGCCACCUCCUCCAGCCUCUGAGAUCAGCAAAGCUUACUUAGAGGUCCUGUUAGACAUGGCUCCUGCACUCUCAUCCGCCUUCCUUCACAGCAACAUGUGUCUGCCUGUUUGAACAACUCCUCUGUUCAGCUCCUCUCAAAAUGUUUCACUGUUGCUGGCUGUGACUAGUUAGCUCGUGAAACUCUCUCAUACAGACACCAGUUGAGAUCCACAGUGACAAUUUUCUUUUUUAAACGUUGGUCACUCGACUUACUUGAGUAUUUUGUAUAGACAUGAAGAGUCUUUCAAAGCAACCAGCUGAUGUAACUGGUUCUUAAUGCUUUAUCCUACCAUUGGACCUUCACUUUACUUUCUAUGACAUUAUACAGCAUCAGACUCAAACAAUGCAACGGUUUGCAUAAAGUUACGCCUUACAAGAUCAAACCCUUAUCAGCAGCCGUGAGAGGACAUAGUGCCAAACUGAGAAACAAACAGUAGCAUUUUGGAUUCUUAAUUUUAAAUUAAGUUGCAAUUAAUUAGCCAAAAUUUUUGAACCAGAAUGGCCAUCUUCCACUGCUGAACACCUUUGACCACACAUAUCUCCUUCCUGCCGUUCUGUUUUUUUGGACAAGUUGCCAAUGGCUGGAAAUCACACAAAAAGAUCAUUCAAAAUGGGCAUUUCAUAGUUCAUAUAAAAUCAGGCCUCAUACCUGUUUACAACCUCUGUCUGUCCCCUCAUCCUCAUGUUAUUUUGAUUUUCUGCCCUGUAACUCAUGUCUCCUCAGCAAUAUGGUUGUGGGUGCAACUGGAAUACCCCCAAAGAAAAUCUACAAGGUGUAUAGAUGAUUGAAUUGAAGGGGUUUGACCCAAGCUGCACAACUUAUGAUGGUUGUUCUGAAAAAGAGUGAGGAACAUCAGUAUUUUGAAGUAAACAAAUACAUAAAUACAUUUUAAAAUUAGCAAGAAGUUACAAAAAUAGACAAGACUGAAGCACAACUACCCCCCACAUACAGUAUAUCAAUUACAAGUGCCUCAAGAAUUUGGGAGCAUGCGAAUAAGUUGCAGUUGCCCACAUGAGCAUCUACACGUAACAUCAGUGAUCAGGGACUUGUUGCUAUAUGCAACAAGCAGUACAACCUUUUAUCAAGUCAACGUGUCUCACCCCUCUCAAAUGCGUUCAAGUUAAGGAGAGCUGACACAGAAAUCCUUUAUCCAAACAUGGCAUCUAGAAAAAAAAUUGAUUCAACCUUUUUUCAUAAUUGAGGCCCAAGCCGGUUAAGAGGAUCAGAGGGAUACUGAGCAUACUCGUUUUUACAGAGUUAAGGGGAGCCAGGAGUUGGUUUAUAAGGGAGCAUGCACGCUGAGCGAAGCCGCCAAUGAGCUGGGGAGGAAGGUGCAGUACAGUGAGCCCCUUAUGCAGCCUCCCUGUCUCCAACCCAUGCACGCCCAUGCAAUAGCCCCAUUUACUCAGUGGAGGAUGUCUAGAUGCUGUGAAAAUCCUGUUUUUAAAAUGUACUUGUUUGAAUUCAUUGUAAUGUAAUAUAUUCUUUGUUGAAUGUAGUAAUUAGGUAUUUAUGAAUAUAUGGCUGUGA
Scomber scombrus (Atlantic mackerel) is the source of this 6368-nucleotide messenger RNA. It is a transcript of the gene gse1b, whose product is annotated as Gse1 coiled-coil protein b. The record is from RefSeq and is a predicted model, not a curated record. Lineage: Eukaryota; Metazoa; Chordata; Actinopteri; Scombriformes; Scombridae.